AUGGCUUCAGCUGAGGGAAUUUGCAUCUUUGAAGUGAAUGAGGAUAUCUUGUGCUCAACUUUGGUGGCAGAAAUGCUACAAAGUUGUACUUAUGAAGUGUUGAUGAAUGGUGGGAGGCCACUGGAAGCUCUAAGCAUUAUAUGUGCAAACCGAGAUUCAAUCAAGGUGGUCAUAACAAAUGCCCAGAGGGUUGAGGGAAUUUGGGCAAGUGACGUGCUUCAUUAUGUCAAAAACUCGCUCAAUUUGCCUAUUUCCUUUAUGUCACCUGAUAAUAACAAUUUGAACUUGGAAGAGUACACCUUCGGUGUGUAUCUUCUUAAGUCGUUCAACAAUGUUGACAUUGAUGAUCUUUUGAGAUCAGCAUCACUCAAGGACGAAGUGAGUCUUUUCCCGCAAUUACCUUCUUCGUCACAACAAGUUGUCUCAUCUACUGAGAGAAUUGCCGCUCCAUCAGAUGGGAGUAAACAAAUUAUGAACGGCACACAUAUUGCUCUACCAUUGGCCAUAGACGACCGUAUUAAUAACACUAAUACAAAAAUUACCGUUCCAGUGCCAGUGAACCAGAAUAGUACUCGCGAGAUAAUUACCGCUCCAUCGCCUAUCACCAAAACUCUAAAUGAUGGAGGACAACCAAAGACGGCGACAAAUCGAUAG
Molecule: messenger RNA, 654 nt
Organism: Oldenlandia corymbosa var. corymbosa
Lineage: Eukaryota; Viridiplantae; Streptophyta; Magnoliopsida; Gentianales; Rubiaceae
Source: the annotation of a GenBank genome assembly